AUGGCGGUCAUUACAAAAAGUGGCAAGCAAGAUGGGGUCACUCUGUCCAGGGAGGGUCUUGAGCCGAAUGAUCUACCAAUCCGAGGUAAUCACCAAACGAGUUCUUCCGAGACACCCCAGGUAGAUCUGCUGGGACUGCACAUGAAGGAAGUUAUUUCGACAAUCAACCGACUCGAAAGUCUCGGAUUACAGCAGAUGAAUAUUCCUCUGCCAAAAUGCGUUGUUUUGGGUGAACAGUCUGCAGGAAAGUCAUCGGUUAUUGAGGCGAUAUCGGGCAUCAAGACUCCUAGGUCUGACGACACAUGCACUCGAUGCCCUUUGUAUAUCAAGCUAGAGCCCUCGGAAGAUCCCCACGCUAGUUGGAGCGCAAGCGUGAGCCUUCGCCGCAACUUCAGCUAUGAAAACAGACCUGGCCGAGGAAAUGAGAGACGGUUUCGUGGUUGGUGCGAGCUGCCGCAGCCUCAACUCGUACCGUUCGCAACUACGGACAACCCGGAAGAGCUGGAGCAUAUCAUUGGUCGCGCGCAACUCGCAACCAUCAGUCCUCUGGUCGACUACCAGGAGUUUCUGAAUUCAUCCCUCCACCUUGGAGAGAAUCAUAGGUGCGAGUUCAGCCCAAACAUUGUCGACAUCUCAAUCAGCCAGCCGGGACUGUCAGCACUAAGCUUCUACGAUUUGCCUGGCAUCAUUGGUCAAGCAGAAACGGAGGAUAAGAAAUUUCUUGUCAAGUUUGUACGUGAUCUAGUCAAAGAAUACGUUCGCGAUCGUGAAGCUCUUAUCCUCCUAUGCUGCUCUCUUGAGACCGAUAUUGCCAACUCAAGCGCUGGUGGUAUUGCAAGAGACUUGGGUGCAACUGACAGAUGCAUUGGUGUUCUCACUAAGCCUGAUCGGCUACCAGCAGGGUCGCGUCACGAUAAAAUCAGAGAGAUUUUUGAUAGAAAGAGAUUCGCUCUAGGUUAUGGGUAUUUUGUUGUCAAGAAUCCUGGCCAAGAUGAAAUCAAUCGUGGAAUCAGCCAUAGAGAAGCCCGUAUACAAGAGGAGAGCUUCUUUCGCGAAGAUACAACUUGGCGUGAUGCCUUUAAGUCGUACGCAGACUACUUUGGCACACUAAAUCUCCAAGCGUUUCUUUCUAAAACGCUCGCGGAACAGAUGAUCAAGCAGCUGCCAACUAUCGAUGAGCAUAUUUUGCUUCGUCUUUCUUGUGUAGAGCAAGAUCUUGAGCAAUUUCCAGAGCCACCAACCCACAACGCAUCUCGGAUUAUGUCGGACAUUAUCCUCAACUUCUCCCAGGAGGUACGCAGAGAGAUCAAAGCUGAGUUUCCACAUAAAGAAUGGAGGAACAACUGGAAGGCUCUCCAGAAGACUUUCUUUAGUAAUCUAGAAAGUAUGAAGCCAGGGAUGAAGCUUCGUGGAGUUGAUGAUGAAUCUGUCUAUCUUGACGUCCAGGCAGCACUCCCUGGUGCCUCGGCGAAGGUGCCCAUUGCGCUAUCUGAUGAAGAAGACAAUGGCGAAAACUCCACUGACAGCGAUGCAUCCGGCAAGUCUCCAAAGAAGAAGCGAAAGAUUAACUCAAUGGCGACAGCCUCACCAGCCAAAAUGCCGAGCUGUCAGGAGGGCCCAGACUCUACAGACUUCAGGCAUCUGAAGAAAACGUUCGAGCUUGACACAGUUCGAGAAUUCUUGGCAGAGAAUUCGCAGUCAAAGGUUCCUGGUCAGAUUGAGCCGCGUGUCAUUGACACUAUGAUGUUGACAGCGAUUCAACACUGGGACGAGCCGCUACACCAUUUUUUGCGCAGUCUCCAGGAGCAAGUUCACAAACAGAUGCAAGCAUUGUUCGACAAGCACUUUGAGAGUCGCAAAGGAUCCAUGUUCUACGACAAGGCAUGGGAGAUCCUUCAGAAACUAAUCCUGCCCAGUUACGACCUGGCGCGCGAUAGCCUCAACGACGAAAACCAGGGCCCGUACAUAUUCCACGAGGAUCUCUUCGAACGUGAGAAGACGGCAAUGCUCGAGUAUUACCAGCAACACCGUCUCCAGACCCGACUUGCGUUGUACAAGCGGCAGAAGGAGCAACGCACAAAGAAGCCGUUCACGCCCGCCGAAGAAGAGCGAGUCAAGAAGACCUCGAUGCCUAUUCUAGCACACGAGCCUUAUGCCCGCGAGAUUGGCGUUAUCGCACAGGUGACCACGUACUACAUGCUCGCCGCUCGCCGCUUCCACGAUGCCGUCUGCAUGCGUAUCGAGUCCAAGUUCCACAAAGAACUGUGUACGCAGCUCCGUGAUGAGCUGGAGAACGGACUGGGCAUACGGAACGACGCUGAAGGCUAUCAAGAUGCAAUUCACCUCCUUGCUGAACCGACCGAUCGCUACAAGCAGCGCAUGGACCUGCAGGCGCAGCGCAAAGCACUAGUUAAGGGUCAGGAGAUCCUUCGGGAUCUUCAGCACAGGUACGGCGGCAACAAAGGCGGCAGCGGUGGUAGUGGUGGUGUGCCAGUUGAGGAGAAGAUGGAAGGUGUUGAAGAUACGGCGUAG
Molecule: messenger RNA, 2532 nt
Organism: Bipolaris maydis ATCC 48331
Lineage: Eukaryota; Fungi; Ascomycota; Dothideomycetes; Pleosporales; Pleosporaceae
Product: P-loop containing nucleoside triphosphate hydrolase protein
Cellular component (GO): cytoplasm; membrane; microtubule
Molecular function (GO): microtubule binding; GTP binding; GTPase activity
Source: RefSeq, a predicted model, not a curated record